ACACAAAAUGACCACAAAACCAAAGCCACACCAUCUUUUCCUUCUCUUAAUUCAGUUCUUAAUUUCCACAAGAGUCAAAGCUGACUGUGAUUCUGGUUGCAACCUUGCUCUAGCUUCCUACUACAUACCGGAGGACACCAACCUCACAUUCAUCAGCAAUCUUUUUGGAAAGCCCACAUCGGAGAUUCUCAAGUACAACCCAAGCGUCAAAGACUCCAACGUCAUUCACAGCCAAACGCGGAUCAACGUCCCGUUCUCCUGCGACUGCUUAAACGGGCAGUUUUUGGGGCACACUUUCUCCUACCGGAUCCAACACGGGGACACCUACACGCUUGUUGCGGAUACCACUUUCUCCAACCUCACAACCGAGGAUUGGGUGAGAAGGGUCAACAGUUACCCGCCCAGUCAUAUUCCCGGCAACGUCAACAUCAACGUCACCAUCAACUGCUCCUGCGGAAACCGACACGUGUCCAAGCAUUAUGGGCUGUUUUUGACGUACCCGCUUCGGUUGGGUGAUGACUUGCAAGGGGUUGGGGCGGAAUCCGGUGUGCCGGCGGAGCUGCUGGCACGCUACAACCCCACCUCAAAUUUCAGUUCUGGGAGUGGACUCGUGUUCGUGCCGGCUAAAGAUGAAAAUGGAAACUUUCCACCUAUGAAGCUGAGAUCAGUAGGAAUAUCUGGUGGAGCCAUUGCUGGCAUAUCGGUUGGAGGAGCUGCUGGGGUCUUAAUGUUGGCACUUGUUCUAUAUGUUGGACUACACAGAAGAAGAAAAGUGGCUGAGGUAUCCCUUCUCACACUCCCAGGAGCCUCUGAAGAUCACUGUAGUCCACUCUAUCAUGGUAUUGGUUUGGGAAGCAGCUUGGACAAGGCAUCGGAAUCUUCUGUUGUUGCUUCUCCAAGGAUGACAGGGAUUACAGUGGACAAGUCAGUGGAGUUCUCAUAUGGGGAGCUAGACAAGGCCACUGAUGGCUUUAGUGUGGCUAAUAUAAUUGGUCAAGGUGGCUUUGGAUCUGUUUACUAUGCUGAGCUUCGGAAUGAGAAAGCUGCAAUUAAAAAGAUGGAUAUGCAAGCAUCAAAUGAAUUCCUUGCAGAACUCAAGGUUCUAACGCAUGUCCAUCACUUGAACCUGGUGCGGCUAAUUGGAUAUUGUGUUGAGGGCUCCUUAUUUCUGGUUUAUGAGUAUAUUGAGAACGGCAAUUUAAGCCAACAUUUGCGAGGCUCAGGGAGGGAUCCGUUAACAUGGGGAGCUAGAGUGCAAAUUGCUCUUGAUGCAGCAAGAGGAUUGGAAUACAUCCAUGAGCAUACAGUUCCUGUCUACAUCCACAGAGAUAUUAAAUCAGCAAACAUCUUGAUAGACAAAAACUUUCGUGCAAAGGUUGCAGAUUUCGGUCUCACAAAAUUGACUGAGUAUGGUAGUUCUUCAUUACACACGCGUCUUGUGGGUACCUUUGGUUAUAUGCCUCCAGAAUAUGCACAAUAUGGCGAUGUUUCCUCGAAAGUAGACGUAUAUGCUUUCGGAGUUGUUCUAUAUGAACUCAUCUCAGGCAAGGAAGCUAUUGUCAAGACAAACGAUCCUGAGGGUGAAUCAAAAGGACUGGUCGCCUUGUUUGAAGAAGUUCUUGGUCUCUCAGAUCCAAAAGAAGAUCUUCGUCAACUUGUUGACCCUAGACUUGGUGAUAACUACCCUCUUGACUCUGUAUUUAAGGUGUCUCAGCUUGCGAAAGCAUGUACACAUGAAAACCCGCAACUUAGGCCAAGCAUGAGAUCAAUUGUUGUUGCCUUAAUGACACUUUCAUCUGCAACUGAGGAUUGGGAUGUUGGUUCCUUCUAUGAAAACCAAGCUUUAGUGCACCUUAUGUCUGGAAGGUAGCUCAUGUUCAUUUUUCUGAAUAUUUAAAUUGUAAAUAAAUGUUACAUAUCUUACCAAUUUCUUCUUCAAAACCAAAU
Vigna umbellata (rice bean) is the source of this 1947-nucleotide messenger RNA. The record is from RefSeq and is a predicted model, not a curated record. NCBI's taxonomy places the organism in Eukaryota, Viridiplantae, Streptophyta, Magnoliopsida, Fabales, Fabaceae.